UAUUUCUUUCUCAUUUCUAAAAACCUAACCCCUCCAAGGAGUCCAACAUGGAAGAGUUUAAAGAUGCAAGUCCACCUGAAGAAUUACUUGAUCACUUAAAGCUUUCUGAUCAGAAGUCUUCAGAGACUGGCCCCAAAGAUGCACAGAAUCCCCAAAACACUGAAAGUGGAUACGCACCAUCUUCAGCCAAAGAUCCCACAACAGCAGAUGAGUGUUUCCAUGACUGUCACGACUCCUUUGAGGGAAAAGAACCUAUGCUGGAUGAUGAAGGGAAUUUACAGGAUGAUGAGAAUAGCUCAAGGAAGCAGACAGAACUAGAUGAAGAAUACUUACUAGAACUAGAAAAAGAUAUGCCAGAGGAAGAAAAACAGAAAAGAAGAAAGGAGAGCACAACGCUGAAGGAGAAAGGAAAUGAACAGUUCAAGAAAGGAGACUAUGGAGAGGCGGAAGACUCUUAUACGAAGGCUCUGCAGAUUUGUCCAGCCUGCUUCCAAAAAGAUAGGGCUGUUUUGUUUUCAAACAGAGCUGCUGCAAAAAUGAAACAGGACAAGAUGGAAGCUGCCCUAAGUGACUGCAGCAAAGCAGUGGAAUUGGAUCCUAACUAUAUUAGAGCUUUGCUGAGGAGAGCAGAACUAUACGAAAAAACAGAAAAACUAGAUGAAGCUCUGGAAGAUUAUAAGGCAGUCCUAGAAAAAGACCCAUCAGUUCAUCAAGCCAGAGAAGCUUGCAUGCGAUUACCUAGACAAAUUGAAGAGCGGAAUGAAAAAUUAAAGAAAGAAAUGUUAGGCAAACUGAAGGAUCUUGGGAAUUUGGUUCUCCGCCCCUUUGGCCUGUCGACAGAAAAUUUCCAGAUAAAGCAGGAUUCAUCAACUGGUUCAUACUCCAUCAAUUUUGUUCAAAAUCCAAACAACAAUAGAUAACAUUAAUUCAGUCUAGUUCUGCUGGCUUUCAGGCUUUGUGACCGUAUGCUUGCACGUACCAAUAAAAGGAUUCAGCAAACAUUCUUCGCGCUCCCCAAGUGAAGAUAAGACUCAAGCAUAUUCAUUUCCCUGCUUGUGAAAUAAUUUACAAUGUGGAUGUAAAGCAAAUCGUUUCACUUCUCUUAGUGAUAAGUGUCCAGUGUGUGAUUUUUUUUUUUUUUUCCUUCCCUUGCGGUGUUUGGAUGUCCAACAGUCAGGUUCAUUAUUUUGGCCCAUUCAAUGCUGGCAACAAAAUUCUAGCAAGCAAUUCAGUGGAAUCAAAAUGCCCACGCACCUGUAGCCAAGAACAAAGCCUAAUGGUGUCUUGGGGAAUUAAUGAAUCUAGCAGAAGCACUUCUCCACACUCAGCAGGUGGAUAUGACUGACAGCAUGCAUGGAAGCAAGCCAGCCUCUUCUGUGGAAUAAUUCUCUUUGUAAUAAAGGCUUGGUAUUUCUGUUGG
This is a messenger RNA of Nipponia nippon (crested ibis), 1420 nucleotides long. Lineage: Eukaryota; Metazoa; Chordata; Aves; Pelecaniformes; Threskiornithidae. The record is from RefSeq and is a predicted model, not a curated record.